Hylaeus volcanicus is the source of this 1005-nucleotide messenger RNA. RefSeq lists its product as uncharacterized. The transcript has a single exon. The coding region runs from base 1 to 1005 and encodes 334 amino acids. Lineage: Eukaryota; Metazoa; Arthropoda; Insecta; Hymenoptera; Colletidae. The record is from RefSeq and is a predicted model, not a curated record.
AUGAUCGGACUUCCAGCUAACUCCUCAACAGCAAUGCUAUAUGCACCUAGACGGUUCCGUGGAUUAGGCCUUCUCAGAUGCUCAUGGGAGGCCCCUCUUCAACAUUGGUCUAUUGCACAAAAACUGGCUAGAGUACAAGACUCCAUAUUCCAAGCCAUUUUUUCUUAUGACGAGGAAGUGAUGCAGUGCUCGGGGCGUCUGGGCCUUGACGUGGUGAGCAUGGAGAGCACUUCUAAUAUAAGAACUAUAAGAAGGAAUUUGAGAGAGAAUUCGUUUGAGGAAUGGGCAAGGAACAAAUGGCAGGGAAUUGGAGUGAUACACUUCAAGGAUUACCCCAGAGCAAAUAAUUACAUCUGUAAUAGGCAAUUACUCAGUGGAUCAGAGUGGACUAACAGCAUAAAGCUGAAUACCAACUAUGCCCCCCUUAAAGCAGUUCCUGGUGUAAGUGGUUUGAACGUGGGGAACGUGGCAGGAUCCCUCUGUCGCAAAUGCUGCAGAGAGCCCGAAACUCCAGCACACGUGCUGGGCAAGUGUCCUGCUAACGGUCUCCUCAUCACUCGUCGACACCACAAUGUUAAGAAAAGAAUUGCUGAACUGCUUACUUCUAAGGGGUGGACAUGUCUGGACGAAGUGUAUUGCAUCGACACGGAUGGAUCGACGAGGUACGUGGAUAUAUUAGCCUUCAGUAGUAAGACUAAGUCGGCACUCGUGAUUGAUCCUACGGUAAGGUACGAGUCCAAUGAACCCGAACAAGGAAAACGAGUGGACGCCGAAAAGAAAAGUAUAUACGAGAAGUGUAUACCUUACCUAAGGGAAAAAUUUCAUGAAGAAUUUGGUGACAGGUCCUACGAGGUUACUGGUCUUUGGUUCGGGGCAAGAGGGACCAUCCCUGACUUCACAGCUAAAUUUUUCAAGCUGCACGGUAUAGACAGUGAUCUGCCGACUAUCAGCGAGAAAAUUAUAAUAGACUCUAUAGGCAUUAUCCAUCACCACAUUUAUUCUUAG